Messenger RNA from Meleagris gallopavo (turkey), 1871 nucleotides. The record is from RefSeq and is a predicted model, not a curated record. Lineage: Eukaryota; Metazoa; Chordata; Aves; Galliformes; Phasianidae.
UCCUUGCUUGUGUGGAAGAUGUCCUGCUCCAGCCUGUGUGCCCCUGCCUGUGGGGUGGCCGCCCCGGCCCCACUGGCUGACAGCUACAACGAGCCCUGCGUGCGCCAGUGCCCCGACUCCACCGUGGUGAUCCAACCCCCGGCCUCCGUGGUCACCUUCCCUGGGCCCAUCCUCAGCUCCUUCCCGCAGAGCUCCGUGGUUGGCUCAGCAGGAGUGCCCGCCGUUGGAUCUGGCUUGGGUGGCACCUUUGGACGUAGUGCCGGCUUUGGGGGCUAUGGAGGCCUGGGAGGCUAUGGAGGCUCUUAUGGCCUUGGGGGCUUUGGGGGCUAUGGAGGCUUUGGCAGCUGUGGAUACGGUGGCUUGCGCCGAGGCCACAGGUACCUCAGCGGCAGCUGUGGGCCCUGCUAAGCACAGCAGUGCCUCUGUCUGUGGUUGAAGGAGAGCUCUGGAGAAGUCCCAGCACAUCCUCACUUGAUGCCAUGAGGAAGGAUUUCCCUUUGCCAUUGCUGGGCACUCGUGCUCAGUUAUCCCAUCCCUGCACAGGGACUCUGUGCUCUAUCUUCCUUUGCUGUGCUUGAACUUCACUUCCGGUCUGGACACCCCAUGACAUCGGAGACCAGAGCUGGCUGCCUGCACCUUUCCCUCUGUCCUGUGCAAGAGGUUGGGAACAUCUGCUGGCCAGAGGCUGCCCUUCCGCCACCUCCUUCAACCAUGGAACCUGCAAUAAAAUCUAUCUUGCAUCACAGUUUCCAUCUCUGAGUUUUCCUUCACAUCUCCAUUAUGCCGACUUCCCACUGAAGACACAAAGGCUCUCUGGGGCCAUCAGUUCCAGCUUACAGCUGAGCCUUCUCAGGAUCUCUGUGGGCACUGCCCCCUCCCCUCUCACCUGCCCUGCGCACCAAAAGCUUCAGCAGGAGCUUCCCCAGGCAGGCUCCAUACAAUGCCUUCAGUACCUGCUCCUCCCUCAGAGCUCUCCCCCACUUCUCUGCCCCUGGUUUCUGCCUGCUGCAGCUCAAGAGGAGCUCUUGGCCCCAUACAGAGCUCAGGGUCUGCUCUUGAGUGUCCCUGUAGCUGGCCUUUGUGAUGUGGGAUCUGCGGACAGACAGACGUGCACCCUUCUAAAGGACAAAAAGAAUUCCAGAGACUCCUGGGAUGCCAUGAGGCAAAGGGAGGAGGGUGAUAGCCCAGGAGCAACCUUGUCUACAGCCUCUCAAGAUUCUUUCCUGCUCCACUUCUUUCCAGAGCUUCAUAUGGCAUCAAGGAUGCUGAUUUUCCCCACCUUUGCUCAGAAACAAUUCCACAGCAGCUGUGAAAAAUUGCUCUGACAGGGCAGGGCAGCACAGCCGUGCUUCACUCUGCCCCAUGUAGUGAAUGCAAUGCUGGGCCCUUGGCUGCCCUUCAUCUCAUACAAACCUCCUGGACUGAGGCUACCCAAAUAACCCUCCACCUCAGCAUGAUGGGGCCCAGCCACCACCUCCCACCAAUGGGCCCUCACCCACCCCACAUGGGUCACCACAGGAGGCAAAACAUGGAGUUUGGCUGAGCACGCUCACACAGCAGCCAGCAGACAGGUGGGAAAGGAAGGGAGAAAUUGAGGUGUAGCCAAAGGCAAGGGAGGAAGGACAAUUUUCUGCUCAUCCAGUGUAGGAAACCUAUGGCUGUUCCAGAUAUUUGCUGCCUUUUCACCCUUCCCUGUCUUCCAGUUGUUGAUGAGUGUGUUCUCCUGAGGUCCCCGGCAGUGACCAACGUGCUGCUCCACUGCCCACCUUGAUUUCUCUGGCAGGAGUCGCCUCUGUGCAAGACUAGUGCACAGUGCUAGGAUUGUGGAAUCUGAAGAUGUCUGGGGAAAAAAAGGGAUGUAAGGAGAGGAG